AUGCUGCAGAUCAAAAAUUACCCAAACGAGAAUCCAGUGCCAGUGAUAUUACGUAAUAUCGCCAUCUUUUUUAUUUUUUAUUUUUUUUUUUUAUUUGCUUUUCUUCACAACCAACGAAAGCAGAAGCUGAAGGCUGAAGAAGCGGAAGCAUACAUAGAAGCAGGAAAAAAGGCGAAAAAGAGAAUUGCCGAGGGCGAAUUGUCGAGAUGCGACAUCCAGCAGUUCAUGUUCAUGUUCAUCCGUCUUGCCACCGACUCCGUAACGCCGGAGGACCUUAGCUGGCUGGGCCCGACGAGCGACCAGCGACUCAGGCCAGCAUACGAGAACCAACCAGCCGGCAAGGCCAGCUCUCCAGCGUGGCUCCCAUCUCCACCGAUCCCAGAUCUGAAACUGCCAGCGCGAAGAAGGCAGAAGGCCCAACCACCACUGCACUGCCCGGCAUCUGGGCUGGCAAUUGAGGCAGAUCAGCCACACCGGAGAAGAGCGUGA
Trichophyton benhamiae CBS 112371 is the source of this 489-nucleotide messenger RNA. RefSeq lists its product as uncharacterized. Bases 1 to 489 code for a protein of 162 amino acids. The transcript is spliced from 2 exons. NCBI's taxonomy places the organism in Eukaryota, Fungi, Ascomycota, Eurotiomycetes, Onygenales, Arthrodermataceae. The record is from RefSeq and is a predicted model, not a curated record.